Messenger RNA from Cadophora gregata, 249 nucleotides. RefSeq lists its product as uncharacterized. The record is from RefSeq and is a predicted model, not a curated record. Lineage: Eukaryota; Fungi; Ascomycota; Leotiomycetes; Helotiales; Ploettnerulaceae. The transcript has a single exon. Bases 1 to 249 code for a protein of 82 amino acids.
AUGCUCUGCGAUGAUCACAAAGAAAAGCAAGAUUCCUUGCAAAAAGGAUACAACUACGUGGAGUGCGGGGAUCUGAAGGAAAUCGAUGUGGAUGUUGAUGCUCUUGAUAAUGAGCAUGUUUGUCAGGCCAGACUCACGGCGAGGGGAGGAAGUGAGUGGACAUCUGAGAGUGUGGUGGAGGAGGAGGAGGAGGUCAAAGAGCCGGAGAUAGCGAAUGAGAAGAAGAAAGGCGGAUGUGUAGGAAUGUAG